AUGCAACUUCUAUAUACACUGUUCUUGUUCGUGCAGCUGCUGGGUGUCGCCCUAGCGUCGCCCAUCCAGGACUCUUCGAUCGUUUCGCGAGACUCGGCAUACUGGGUUGAGGGUGUGAAGCACCAGGGUCUCGUGGCUUUUGGAAACAGCUCGGAUUACCAGGUUUUCCGUAAUGUGAAGGACUUUGGCGCCAAGGGUGAUGGAUCGACCGACGACACGGACGCCAUCAACGAGGCCAUCUCGUCCGGUAACCGCUGUGGUAAAGGCUGCGACUCGUCCACCACGACCCCGGCUUUGGUUUACUUCCCCGCCGGUACCUACGUCGUCUCCAAGCCCGUUGUUCAGUACUACUACACCCAGAUGGUCGGUGAUGCACUGAACCUGCCUGUGAUCAAGGCCAGCGCCGACUUCUCCGGUAUGGCCGUGAUCGACGCCGAUCCCUAUGAUGACGAGGGGACCAGCUGGUACACCAACCAGAACAACUUUUUCCGGUCGAUUCGUAACUUUGUCGUCGACUUGACCGAGAUGCCCAAGGGCUCCGGUGCUGGUAUUCACUGGCAGGUUGGCCAGGCCACCAGCUUGCAGAAUAUCCGCUUCGAGUUGGUCCGCGGCGGUGGUGACGCCAACAAGCAGCAGGGUAUCUUCAUGGACAACGGUUCUGGUGGUUUCAUGACCGAUCUUACCUUCAACGGUGGUAACUACGGUAUGUUCCUGGGUAACCAGCAGUUCACCACCCGCAACCUCACCUUCAACGACUGCAACACCGCCAUCUUCGUCAACUGGAACUGGGCCUGGACUUUCAAGUCGUUGUCGAUCAACAACUGCCAGGCCGGUCUCAACAUGUCGAACUCGCCCUCCAACCAGACUGUUGGCUCCGUCUUGAUCCUCGACAGUGCACUGACCAACACUCCCACCGGUGUUGUGACUGCCUUCUCCGAUGACAGCAUUCCCAAUGGUGGCGGUGUCCUUGUGUUGGACAACGUUGACUUUUCUGGUUCUGAGGUGGCUGUUGCCAGCAUUGACGGCAGCACCAUGCUUGAGGGUGGUUCCGUCAUCGCCAGCUAUGUGCAGGGUAACGCCUACACUCCUGGUAACGCCAUCGUAAAGCGUGAUGAGCCUGAAGUCGUUACGGAGACUGUUGUGGAAACAGUAGAGUACUGCCCGACCAACCACGUCGAGACCACGCUCUCCGCGUCGCGCGUGCUUCCCACCGGGUUUGGCAGCGACAUGUCGAUACCGUCCGUGGACGUCUCGAGCAUCGUCGGCUCUUUCUUCUCGGGCAUUGACACCUCGGCGUCUAUUCCCGCCGCGACUUCUGCUCCUGAGGCCCAGUCUUCGGCUGAGUCCACGCCUGUGGCUACUUCGGUCGCUCACGGCACUGUCCCUGCCCAGAAGCCCACCUCGGCCACCCCCGUGUCCGCACACACCACUGCGCCUGUCUCCGGUGGCGUCGGUAUUUCUCUCGGUCUCGGUGGUUCUGGCGGUCACAGCCACGGCCACGGCGCCUGCUCUAGCCAGACCGUCACCAAGACCCGCCUGCAAACUGUCAUGCCUUCCCAGGCCAAGGCCACCGGCCUCUUGGACAGCAACGGCAAGAUCUUCGAACGCUCCAAGCCCCUGUACGAGAGCUACUCUGCUUCUUCGUUUGUUAGCGUUCGCUCCUCCGGCGCCAAGGGUGACGGCCAGACCGACGACACCCAGGCCAUCCAGAAGAUCCUGAACAGCGCCACCGAAGACCAGAUCAUCUACUUCGACCACGGCUCGUACAUCAUCACCGACACCAUCCUCGUUCCCAGCGGCGUCAAGAUUGUCGGUGAAGUCUGGCCUGUCCUCAUGGCCCACGGCGACAAGUUCGGCGACGAGAAGAACCCCAUCCCCAUGCUGCAGGUAGGAAAGGAAGGCGAAAAGGGCACCGUCGAGAUCAGCGACAUCACCCUGCAAACAAAGGGCCCCGCCCCCGGCGCCAUCCUGAUGCAAUGGAACCUCGUCGAGCAGGAACAAGGCGGCGCAGCCAUGUGGGACACCCACUUCCGCAUCGGUGGCUCUGCCGGCACCGAGCUGCAAAGCGACAAGUGCGCCAAGACCCCCAAGGAGACCACCAAGGCCAACUCCGAGUGCGUCGGUGCCUUCCUCCUCUUCCACAUCAGCGGAAAGGCCAGCGGAUACCUCGAGAACGCUUGGUUCUGGACCGCAGACCACGAACUGGACCUGUCCGACCACAACCAGAUCAAUGUGUACAACGGCCGUGGUGUGCUCAUCGAGUCCACGGGCGCCGUCUGGAUGUACGGCACCGCCUCCGAACACAACCAACUCUACAACUACCAGAUCUCCAACGCCGAAAACGUCUUCCUUGGCCUCAUCCAGACCGAAACACCCUACUACCAAUCCAACCCGGACUCGCUCACCCCCUUCACACCGCAAUCCUCCUGGAACGACCCAGACUUCUCGAACUGCGACUCCGCCUCCUGCCGCAAGGCAUGGGGUCUGCGCGUGGUCAACUCUGCCGAGACAUACGUGUACGGCGCCGGGUUGUACAGUUUCUUCGAGAACUACGCGCAGACGUGUCUGAACACGGAGGAUUGUCAGGAGAAUAUGGUGGAGGUUGAUUGCUCUGAUGUCAAGAUUUAUGGUCUGAGCACGAAGGCGAGUGUUAAUAUGAUUACCUCGUCGAGUGGGGAGUCGUUGGUUCCCGAGGAUGAGAAUACGAGUACGUAUUGUUCGACGAUUGCGUUUUUUGAGCAGACGGAGGCAUAG
Molecule: messenger RNA, 2754 nt
Organism: Aspergillus glaucus CBS 516.65
Lineage: Eukaryota; Fungi; Ascomycota; Eurotiomycetes; Eurotiales; Aspergillaceae
Gene: exgO
Product: exo-beta-1,3-glucanase Exg0
Exons: 2
Coding region: 1-2754 (917 amino acids)
Source: RefSeq, a predicted model, not a curated record